GACCGGGGCUGGGAGCUGCAAGGCGGCAGCGGCGCCGGCGGCGGCGGCAAAGGCGGCAGCGAGCGCCCGCGCUCCGACGCCCCCAGGCGGAGGGGCUGAGAGAGCCCGAGGAUGACUCCCUGCGCUGACCCCGGCGUGUCCAGGAUGUUACUGUUCCCGCUACUGCUGUGGUUUCUGCCCCCCACUGAGGGGUCCCAGAGGGCUGAACCCAUGUUCACUGCAGUCACCAACUCAGUUCUACCCCCUGACUAUGACAGCAACCCCACUCAGCUCAACUAUGGUGUGGCCGUCACUGAUGUGGACCACGAUGGGGACUUCGAGAUUGUUGUGGCGGGGUACAAUGGCCCCAACCUGGUUCUGAAGUAUGACCGGGCCCAGAAGCGGCUGGUGAACAUCGCCAUAGAUGAGCGCAGCUCACCCUACUAUGCGCUGCGGGACCGCCAGGGGAACGCCAUUGGGGUCACAGCCUGCGACAUCGACGGGGAUGGCCGCGAGGAGAUCUACUUCCUCAACACCAAUAAUGCCUUCUCAGGGGUGGCCACAUACACAGACAAACUGUUCAAGUUCCGCAAUAACCGGUGGGAAGACAUCCUGAGUGACGAGGUCAAUGUGGCCCGGGGUGUGGCCAGCCUGUUUGCCGGACGCUCUGUGGCCUGUGUGGACCGGAAGGGCUCCGGACGCUACUCUAUCUACAUCGCCAAUUAUGCCUACGGUAACGUGGGUCCUGAUGCCCUCAUUGAAAUGGACCCCGAGGCCAGUGACCUGUCCCGGGGCAUUCUGGCACUCAGAGAUGUGGCUGCUGAGGCCGGGGUCAGCAAAUACACAGGGGGCCGGGGUGUCAGCGUGGGCCCCAUCCUCAGCAGCAGCGCCUCAGACAUCUUCUGUGACAAUGAGAACGGGCCCAACUUCCUCUUCCACAACCAGGGCAACGGCACCUUCGUGGACGCUGCGGCCAGUGCCGGUGUGGAUGACCCUCACCAGCACGGGCGAGGUGUCGCCCUGGCUGACUUCAACCGUGAUGGCAAAGUGGACAUUGUGUAUGGCAACUGGAAUGGCCCCCACCGCCUCUAUCUGCAGACGAGCUCUCACGGGAAGGUCCGCUUUCGGGACAUCGCCUCCCCCAAGUUCUCCAUGCCCUCCCCUGUUCGCACUGUCAUCGCUGCCGACUUUGACAAUGACCAGGAGCUGGAGAUCUUCUUCAACAACAUCGCCUACCGCAGCUCUUCAGCCAACCGCCUCUUCCGUGUCAUCCGCAGAGAGCACGGAGACCCCCUCAUCGAGGAGCUCAAUCCUGGUGACGCCCUGGAGCCUGAGGGCCGGGGCACAGGGGGCGUGGUGACCGACUUCGAUGGAGAUGGCAUGCUGGACCUCAUCUUGUCCCACGGAGAGUCCAUGGCUCAGCCACUGUCCGUCUUCCGAGGGAAUCAGGGCUUCAGCAACAACUGGCUGCGAGUGGUGCCACGGACCCGGUUUGGGGCCUUCGCCAGGGGCGCCAAGGUGGUGCUCUACACCAAGAAGAGUGGCGCCCACCUGAGGAUCAUCGACGGGGGCUCGGGCUACCUGUGCGAGAUGGAGCCCGUGGCACACUUCGGCCUGGGGAGGGAUGAAGCCAGCAGUGUGGAAGUGACGUGGCCAGAUGGCAAGAUGGUGAGCCAGAGCGUGGCCAGUGAGAAGAUGAACUCAGUGCUGGAGAUCCUUUACCCCCGGGAUGAGGACAAGCUUCAGGACCCAGCCCCACUUGAGUGCGGCCAGGGAUUCUCCCAGCAGGAAAAUGGCCAUUGCAUGGAUUGGAUUGGAGGGAAGAGUGGAAGCCAGGAGGCCAGUAAGGCGCCAACUGCAGAACUCCAGAUACCAAUGAAUGCAUCCAGUUCCCAUUUGUGUGCCCUCGAGACAAGCCAGUGUGUGUCAACACCUACGGAAGCUACAGAUGCCGAACCAACAAGAGAUGCAGUCGGGGCUUUGAGCCUAAUGAAGAUGGCACAGCCUGUGUGGCCUCCCUCACUCCUUCAGAAGAAUCAAGAUAGUCCUGUCUUUCCUGUGUUCUCGUGAACUUCUUAUUUUGCCCCUAACAAAGAUGGCUCCCACGUGGUUGCUUGCUCAGUUGAUUCGGUAAUGUAUCAUGUACCUGCUGGUCCAGCUUCUGCUGUUUCUGCUUUGUGCACCCUGACUUCCUGUGGCAGAAAAGCCUUAUUAGAGUCCAAAGUGAUUAGGGGAGGGAAAAAGGGUGAGCCUUUGGGACUCUGGAUAAAAAUGUUAAAAUUUGAACUUC
Messenger RNA from Ictidomys tridecemlineatus (thirteen-lined ground squirrel), 2269 nucleotides. It is a transcript of the gene Crtac1, whose product is annotated as cartilage acidic protein 1. Gene Ontology annotation, biological process: axonal fasciculation. Gene Ontology annotation, molecular function: calcium ion binding. The record is from RefSeq and is a predicted model, not a curated record. Lineage: Eukaryota; Metazoa; Chordata; Mammalia; Rodentia; Sciuridae.